Messenger RNA from Agelaius phoeniceus (red-winged blackbird), 1342 nucleotides. RefSeq names its product coiled-coil domain containing 69 (gene CCDC69). The record is from RefSeq and is a predicted model, not a curated record. Lineage: Eukaryota; Metazoa; Chordata; Aves; Passeriformes; Icteridae. Gene Ontology annotation, cellular component: cytoplasm; nucleus. Gene Ontology annotation, molecular function: microtubule binding.
CCGCGCCCCGCGGCUGAGCGGGUCCCGCCGGGGCUCCAUGGGCUGCACCGGCAGCGCCCUGCGCUGCUGCCCCGUCGGUGCCGAGAGACAGCUAAAAGCCCAGCAGCAGAGGGGGUCGGCUUCCCAGGAGCUCUCGGCCGUGAAGACACAGAAUGCCAAUGCCUGCCUGCUUCCUGAGCACGGGGAGAAGGCAGCACGGCCAGAGGAGUGGGCGGAGAGUGCGAGAUUCCUCCAAGACCAGGAGGAGGAGGAGGAGCAGGAUGCCGGCCAGGCAGGCACUGCCAGCAUCUCUCAGGACAUUGAGAUCCAGGUGGAAAAGAGAAAAGAGCUGGAGCUGAAGGAACAGCUUGAUACCCUGAGGAGAGAGCACACAGAAACCCUGCAAGAGCUCCAGGGAGCACAUGAGCAGGAGAAGCUGCAGCUGACAGAGUCCCACCACAGGGCUGAGGCAGCCUUACAGGAGAAAAUUCAGGCACUGAAUUCCCAGCUGAAAUCCUUCCAGGACAGGAUGAAGCGGGUGGAGGAGUCACUCCUGAGAACAGACUACAAGAAGCACAUCCAGGAGCACGGGAGCCCCAGCCCCUUCUGGGAGCAGGAGCUGGAGAGCCUGCACUUCGUCAUCGAGAUGAAGAACGAGCACAUCCACGGCCUGGACAAGAAGCUGCUGCACCUGGAGACUGUGGAGGAGAGGAACCUUCUGCUGGAGGAGAAGGUGAAAACUCUCCAGCAGGAGAACGAGGACCUGCAAGUUCGCACCCAGAACCACUUGGUCAUGGCGAGGCAGCUCUCCGAGGAGCUCCAGGCGGCCCGCGGGGCUCUGGAGAAGGAGGCGCAGCUGCUGGACCAGGCUCGCCGGGAGAAGGAGGAGCUGCUGUACCGAGUGCUCCACGCCGGGGACGGCGCCCCGUUCCCCAUGGCCACGGGCGAGGUGCCCCUCAUCGCCACGUAGCACCGACCGCACCGGGGCCUGCGGGGGCUGCCCUGCGAGCCCAGGGCUGCUCUCACCAGUGCCCCACGGCCGGGGCAGGGCUCCGGGCUGGCCGAGCCCUCGGGGCGCCGCAUGGACCGCAGUGAUGGAGCAUUUCACGGCAGUGAUGGAGCAUUUCACGGGACGUUUACUCCUGCAUUUCCCCAGCCCGUGUGCGGCUGCAGAGGGACCCUGGCCUCCCACCUACGCAGUCCCUGCACCCCUUCCUCUGGUGAGGGAGUGUCUGGGGGUGAAAGGGGUCAGCCAGGACACACAGACUUCCUUUGGGCCAGAUCUGACCCAGCACUUGGCUCUGAGUAUAAACAGCACCAGUGCUGCCCCAGGGCAUGAGGACGAUGAGGAGGCCACUAGGAC